AUGCCUCUGUUCCAGGCUUUCACGAGCUUCUUUGGCGGGGGAUCCCAGAAGCGGAUGGACAAGGACACGUUCAGCUUGCCGACAACAUCGGGCUCUACAAAAUAUGACCUGGGCUUGGUGCGUGUCUCUCCUUCCUCCCCUGCGCGUGGGGCACAAGGGCCGACCGUUGCCCGUCAACCUCGGUUACGCCGUGACCUAGCACGACUCCGCCUUCUCAGCCUACGGACUUCAGGUCAGCCGUCUGCUCCGCGGAGCUGGUUGUUUGCGUCGGAGCGGCCACGCUGGCGCAACGCACGCAGGUCGCUUGGCGCGAAACUCAACCGAUCGUCUGAGAAUUGGAUGGCGUCGUGUAUCAGUGCUCCACGUGCUCCCAUGCAAUGUACCAUCACAGCACCAGCUAACGCGUCCCAGAACCCUCAAGACUCCCCCGGACCAAGUCGACGUGCGUCGGGCCAGUUCCCGGCGGGUCCCAGCGGUGCCGCGAGCGGCGCCAACUAUCCUCCCCUUUCGCACACGUUCUACCGCCUGCGCAACGUCUUGGCAGGCUCGUACCCGGAGCUGAUCGAGUCGCUCAACUUCCCUGCGACUCAGGAGGCAUUGCAAGAGUUCGAGCAGAUGCUGGGUUCGCCUCUUCCUCCGGCUGUUCGCGAGUCCUUCCUCCAGGCCGACGGCCAGGACCUCGAGGCCAACAACCCGGCCGGCAUCUUCUACGGCCUGCAACUGCUGCCGUUAGACGAAGCUAUCCGGGAAUGGACGUACUGGCGCCAGGUUGAGGCCGACCCCAGCACGGGCGCCAACCCUGCAGUCCUCGCGACCAUGGCGAGCAUUCCUCCCAAAUGGAUUAAGAGCGAGUACGCCAGCCGAGGUUGGAUUCCUCUUCUCUCCGAUCGUUCCGGCAACUAUGUUGGCGUGGACCUCGACCCCGGACCCGGCGGUGCCUGGGGCCAAGUCAUCAUCUUUGGCCGUGACUUCGACCGCAAGUGCGUUAUGUGGCGCGGCGAUGGCGACUGCGGAUGGGGCAUGUGGCUUUCUUCCCUCGUCGAAGAACUUGAGGCUGGAGAUGCCUGGGAGGUCGAUAACGGCGGCUCCGACGACGAGGAGGAAAUUGGCUACGAGAGCUACACCGGCGGUCGCGUCUAUGGCGAGGGUGCAGGCCUCGGUAUCAUGAAGCUCACCGGAGAGUACAAGGGAUGGGCCGUGCUCGAGGCCUGGUGGGACAGGAGUGUCGGCCACUGGGAAAAGCAGGGUCUCGGCAUGGACGUCGAGGAGAUUGAGCGCGGUCUCGAGGAGUCGCGCCGCCUGGCCACCGUGCCGGAGGAGAAUGGCAAGGGUAAGGCCCCCGAGCGAUCCAGCUUGGACAUGAGCGCCAUUCGCGCCGACUAUGUCUUGGAGACUCCUCUGGAGCGCGGAAACUCCACAGAGGAAACCGACUCGAUGCUUCGCCCGACGUCGCCAGAUUCAAACGCUAUUCCUCGCAUCCUUCACCCGCCGCGGCACUCUCCCAGCCGGCCCCAGAGCACUCGUCCUUCUGAGCCCUCGACUUCGGCGUCGGCACGCAUGUCUGUCGCUUCGUCCUCUACGGACGACCACCCCCUGAAGCCGGAUUCCGAGUUCCUAUCGCCGCCAACCGCGGCGCAGGCGCGCAAGCAGAAGCGCCCUCCUCCGCCAAGACCCGUCAUGAUCGACCUGCCGACCCGUGCGGAUGUGCAGGCUGCCCAGGCUGUCGCGCUGGCAGAAGAGUCUGGUCUUCGUGGCGGAUGGGUCAUGAACCUGGACACGAGUGCUGGUGCCGCGCAGCGCCGUGCUCGAGGACACGGCGUUAGUCCUUCGCUCGAUGCCGAGAUGGUCGACAUUGACCUCGAGGCUGGACGCGGAGACAUGUUUGGUGCCUCCCUCACGGCCGCUGAACUCGAGAAGCAGCGCGAGGAGGACCGCCUGUCGCUGGCGGGCAUUGAGCAGCGCCGCGGCUCUGGAUCGCGCAGCCCGAGUCUCCUUAACAUGGUGUCUCACCGUGCGCCGUCCCCGCUCGCGCGCAGUACCGCUGCGUCGCCGCCUGUCGAGGGCAGCCUUCCGUCGCCGCUGAUCCGCUCCCCUGUGUCGGCGACGAGCCCGCCCCCGAAUCCGAACUCGAUCCGCGUCCCGCCGACUGCGCGCUCGCCGUCGCCGGCGGUCCCGGACCAGGAACGGGAAGUCGUGCGUGCUGGCUCUCGCCGCGGGUCGACGGUGGUCCGCGAGCGUGAGAACAGCUCGGACUCGCGCGCGGGUCUGCUCGAGCGCACGAACAGCGGCAGCGGUCGCAACACGCCGUCGAACAGCCUCGACAAGGUGCUCUCGCCGACGUCGACGUCGGACGGCGUCGCGGGCAACCUGACCGAGGAGCCCAAGGCGAUCGCGGACCUCGCAGAUGGCAUGGAGGAGGUCGCCCUCGUAUAG
Molecule: messenger RNA, 2433 nt
Organism: Trichosporon asahii var. asahii CBS 2479
Lineage: Eukaryota; Fungi; Basidiomycota; Tremellomycetes; Trichosporonales; Trichosporonaceae
Product: beta-1,3 glucan biosynthesis-related protein
Exons: 3
Coding region: 1-2433 (810 amino acids)
Biological process (GO): regulation of fungal-type cell wall biogenesis
Cellular component (GO): mating projection tip
Source: RefSeq, a predicted model, not a curated record